Messenger RNA from Staurois parvus, 1060 nucleotides. The record is from the annotation of a GenBank genome assembly. NCBI's taxonomy places the organism in Eukaryota, Metazoa, Chordata, Amphibia, Anura, Ranidae.
AUGAUGGACAAUCAGCCGCCCCCCCUCACAUCACCGGAUGGAUCCAGUCAUGGGAACCCACCAGAGAGAUGUCCCCGUCCUCUGUAUUCCCGGGAUUCCACACAGGAAGGUCACACCAUCCCUCACCAUCAUCAGAGUGGAAUCCUCGGGGAUGAUAAUAUUGAUGUUAAAGAAGAGUAUAAAGAGGAGGAUGAGGAGUAUGGAGUGAUGAUGAAGGAGUUUUCAGAAGGACACAAGGAGAUGAUGGAGCCACCUAAUACCAGGAACCCACCAGAGAGAUGUCCCCGUCCUUGUGUAUUCCCGGGAUCCCACACAGGAAGGUCACACCAUCCCUCAUAUUACAAGAGUGGAGAUCCAAUCGAUAUAGAAUUUGAGGUGAAAGCAGAAGAAGAAGAGGCGUAUGUGAGGGAUGAUCAGCAGUCUAUGGAGGAGGAUGGAAUAACGGGGACAUUUAUAGAGGAGGACACUCCUACAGAGAUCAGCACAGUCCAUGGCCGGGAGAUGAGGAAAACCUCUGAGGAUUGUCUCACUUUGUCUCCAGACUGGAAAGUAGAAGAUGAGGACAUCACACAGUAUAGUCCAGGAGAAAACCCGGCUCCCUCCAAUGUCCAUCCGGCACCACCCAGUGUAGAUGGACGAUCGUAUUCUGAGGAACCUCAGACUGUGCGGGACCGGUCCGGCCUUCCAACAGGGAGGAGCUUCUCCUGUACUGAGUGCGGGAAGGGUUUCCGUUAUAAAUCCAAACUUAAUGUGCAAUAAAAGAUCUCACACAGGGGAGAAGCCGUAUUCCUGUUCUGAGUGCUGGAAAUGUUUUUCAAGGAAGUCCAAUCUUUACACACAUCAGCGAGCUCAUACAGGAGAGAAGCCGUAUUCCUGUCCUGAGUGCGGGAAAUGUUUUUCAAAGAAGGACAAUCUUUCCAUACAUCAGAGAUCUCACACGGGGGAGAAGCCAUAUUCCUGUCCUGAGUGCAGGAAAUGUUUUGUAGAAAAAAAUCAAAACUUGUCAGACAUCAGAGUUCUCACACACGGGGGAGAAGCCAUAUUUUUGUCCUGAGUGUGG